Protopolystoma xenopodis is the source of this 885-nucleotide messenger RNA. The record is from the annotation of a GenBank genome assembly. Lineage: Eukaryota; Metazoa; Platyhelminthes; Monogenea; Polystomatidea; Polystomatidae.
AGACGCAACGGGGUACGAUGCCUAUUCGACGAGCCGCGAUUUGACGUCUGGCUGCGUUUGUCGGCACCACUUUCACAUGCUCGGCCACAUCCGCAGCAUCGAGCGUCGUCUUCUCGCGGCGCCACCGUGUCGGCCAACGGUUGGCGCUGGUCCGUCAAGAGGCGGCAUCCACUGGCGCCACGCCGCGUCCAGACACCUCACUCCGCCUCGCUGCCUCAGUCCGGCCAGACUCGGCCAUCCUCGAUCGCCGAGCCUCGACGACGCUAUCGAACGGUCGCCAGGUCUACCGGGCAUGUGCAGCCGCGGGCAUCCCUGCUAUCCCCUGACGACGUGUCAGUCCGGCCAUCCGUCGGGCCGAGCUGGGUUUGUUCGGCCAAAAGGAGGUGGACUCGCGCUGUCCAGACUCAUGCAGCCCCAGCGACCGGCCUGCACUCGACCUUGGGGGCUGGACAUGCGUCUCUUUGCCCCGUGACGACUGCGUCUUCAGCUCGGCCUCUUACUCGGACCGGCCAUCGCGAUUGGUACCACCAACAGAACCAGUCGCCGCGAACCGCGCCAACAGCCGGUCGUCCGCAGCACUCCACCGCUUUUCACACCCGCUUUGAUCGCUUCUCUCUAUCAUCCACUUCGUCUUUGCCUUUGUCCUCCAGCCCUCCUGUCUCAGCCUCGUCUCGGCUCAACUCGACGACCCCUCUUCACCUGCCCCUCGCCUCGAGCCGUCAAUCCUUGACCCGACGACCUCACUACCUCCGGCCAGGCUUACAUUCGCAAUCUGUCCGCCUCCUCCAUGAUUCGGCCGUCUUCAGCCCCUCCAAAUCGCAUCACUUCAAAAGACCUCUUAAACCCUCUCGGUUUGUACAACUCUCGUUUAUGCCUUGCCCUUGA